Molecule: messenger RNA, 476 nt
Organism: Vitrella brassicaformis
Lineage: Eukaryota; Vitrellaceae
Source: the annotation of a GenBank genome assembly
CUAGCGCCACGAACAGCCGUGUGGUCUCGUCGAUGUGACCCAGCUGCCGCCAUUCGAACACGCAGUCGUCAGCCAGGUGGAGCCCUUGACCACACCCGUCGUCACACCAUUGCUGGCCGCCUCGCCCAGCCGGGCUUUGUGGACCACCUCACGCACGCCCAGCAGCCGAUGCUGCCCACCCUGCUGACCCCUGACGGCGAAGCACCGCAGCGGCACACGCACCAUGACGCCGCCCACGUUGGCCAUGUCGCCGAUGACCUCCCUGUUGCUGGGUGUCCGUGUGGCGGCCGAAAUGACGAAGUGCGCCACGGCCGCCUUGACGCGGCGCCUCAGCGUCGAGUCGCCGAUGAGAUACUCGUCGAUGGCCGCUGCUGCAGCGGAUGGCUCGUGCAGGAAGGCGCCGAUCUUCCAGCCGAUGGCCUCUGCCUCGUGUGGUCCGAAUGAGAGGGGGGAGGGGGCGGGGUCUCUGCCGUCGU